Molecule: messenger RNA, 2282 nt
Organism: Rhizopus microsporus ATCC 52813
Lineage: Eukaryota; Fungi; Mucoromycota; Mucoromycetes; Mucorales; Rhizopodaceae
Product: WD40 repeat-like protein
Exons: 8
Coding region: 123-1811 (562 amino acids)
Molecular function (GO): protein binding
Source: RefSeq, a predicted model, not a curated record
AUUUUUAUUUUUUUUUUAUUUUGUUUCAUUUAAACAAGAGGUAAAACGAACGCUCGUCUAAUCUCUAAUUUAAUGAAAUAAACACCUUUCUUUAAAAAGACAUACACACGCAACUUUCUAUAAUGUCAGUUUAUAACCACCGUGCUAUGGUGCCAACUCCUCAUUCAGCACGCAUCUUGGAACUGCUGGAUUCAAUCAGGGCUGAAUUUGACCAGUUAACCCAAGAGGCAUUCGUUUGUAAAUCUCAACGUGAUGAAUUUGAAAACAAGAUUGCUCAUCAAAUAAAAGAGAUGACAAAAUUUCAGCAAAGUCUACUUGAAAUGGAAAGAACACAGCAAGCAAUCAAAAAACAGUAUGAAGAGGAAAUCGCGAGACUACGUCAACAGCUGGAAUUGUAUAGUAAUAAACGUUCGCAACAGCCCAUGAUUAAGCAUGAACAACCACCACCAAAUAUAGGACCUGCAUCCAACUAUUUUGGCGGUAUAAUGAAUGCAGCCAUCGCUCCAGCAUCUGCAGCUCCUGCUCCUCCUAAUCCUGCACAAAUGAUGCCUACAACAAAUACUAUGGGCCCAUUAGAAGAUCCAGCAUAUAUGUACAAUAAUAAAUCACUAGACAAGCGCCCAACCGCUAAAGAGUUUGUACCUGGCAGCAGUCAACAACAACAACAACAACAUCAGCAGCAGCAGCAACAACAACAACAGCAACAGCAACAACAGCAACAACAACAACAACAACAACAACAACAACAAAUAACCUCUCUGGCUGACCUCGAUCCUAAUUCAGUACCUGAUAAUUUGAAAAUUGAAGGACUAGACUGGUUUGCAUUGUUUAAUCCAAAGGUGAAGAGGGUUUUGAAGACAAAUCUUAUAUAUACACUUGAACAUAGCAGUGUUGUCUGCUGUGUUAAAUUUAGUUUGGACGGAAGACUCUUAGCAGCUGGUUGUAAUCGAGUAACAUAUAUUUACGAUGUUUCAAACGGCCUCAAGAUAUGUACCUUACAGGAUGACGCAAUAACACAAGAGGGUGAUCUCUAUAUUCGCUCUGUCUGUUUCAGCCCGGAUGGCCGCUUCCUUGCUACAGGAGCUGAAGAUAAACAGAUUAGGAUUUGGGAUAUCUCAACAAAACGCAUUCGUAACGUGCUACUUGGCCACGACCAAGACAUUUAUUCACUUGAUUUCAGUCGAGACGGACGCAUCCUCGCUUCUGGGUCUGGAGACAGAACAACGAGAAUAUGGAAUAUGGCAGACGGCAAAUGUUUACAUGUAUUGGCAGUGAAUGACCUAAAUCAGAAAGACCCCGGAGUGACAAGUGUAGCGAUUUCUUAUGAUGGACGAUUGGUAGCCACAGGAAGUUUAGACAAGAUGGUGCGCGUGUGGAAUAUUCAGUCAGGACAAUUGAUGGAGCAGUUGGAAGGACAUCGGGAUAGUGUUUACAGUGUUGCUUUUAUGCCCAAUGAGAAUGAAUUAAUUAGUGGUAGCUUAGACAAAACAAUUAAGUUGUGGAGACUGGGCACAAAUAUGAAUAGAGGAUUUGUUCAUAGUAAUUCAUCGACCGCACGAAAUCCGUGCAAGAUGACAUUUGUUGGGCACAAGGAUUUUGUGCUAUCUAUUGCUUGUACAUACGAUGGCAAAUGGAUCAUAUCUGGGUCCAAGGACAGAAGUAUUCAAUUUUGGGACCCUAAGACGGGCCAACCUCAGUUUAUGCUGCAAGGCCAUAAGAAUUCAGUUAUUUCUGUUGCCGUAGCAACCAAUGGAAGGCCACUGUUUGCUUCUGGUUCUGGUGAUAAUCGUGCUCGUAUUUGGAGUUAUUAAUUUCUUUUUCUUUUCUCUCUUUUCUAAAUAUAUCUUAAAUAAAAAUAUGCCCAGCUUAAAUAAUACCGAGCCCACUACGCCCGCAGCACCUAACGAUAUGACAAUUGCAGAGUGUUAUGAUCGACUUGAAACUUUUCUAAACAAGUAUCCUGAAAUAAAGCAGUUUAAGAUCGAGGACGAUCGUCAUGGUAUGGGCUUAAUCUCAACUUUUCAGUCAAGUCCUGUUCACGCAAUCAACGUUCGUUUGAACCAAAGAGUUAUUCGUAACUUUAUGUUGAAUAAUGGAUUUGAAGCAGAAAAUGAAGAAAUUCUUUCAAGAAAAUAAAGCUUUACAGUGCUCACGGUACCAUUCUCCGUCGAAUGAAUUCUCUGGAGAAUUUUAUGAGACCGUCGGAUAGAGCCAAGGAAGAAUAUAUGCUGUGAUCUUUUUAUUUAAAACAGCGAACAUUUAAAACCAAUAAAAGAAAUACA